Colletotrichum gloeosporioides is the source of this 1782-nucleotide messenger RNA. Its product is annotated as MFS transporter fsa7. Gene Ontology annotation, biological process: transmembrane transport. Bases 1 to 1782 code for a protein of 593 amino acids. The record is from RefSeq and is a predicted model, not a curated record. Lineage: Eukaryota; Fungi; Ascomycota; Sordariomycetes; Glomerellales; Glomerellaceae. Gene Ontology annotation, molecular function: transmembrane transporter activity. The transcript has 4 exons.
AUGGCUGUUGAAGAGGAUCGCGGCUCGAUCAGAUCAGCCGAGGGUGAGCCUCAAUACCCGCCUCCGGUGUCCGUGGAGAAACGGAAAUCAGAUUCCUCCUGGGGUGAUGUACCACAGACCGCAAGAACCUCAGGGUUCUCGUGGUUUAGACUAAGUGCAAAUGGGCCUCCAGGGCCCGUCGACGAGCUGAGCCUUUACAUGGGCGCUGCAUUCAGCAGCAUACCCGACGAUGACGAAUCACAACGAUCGCCUUAUUUUUCGACAUGGGCGAGCGAUGCCUCUAGCGUGACGGGGGGAGAGAAGAGAAACUCGGCCUCACAAAAGUUCGUAGUGGACUGGAACAAGCCGUACGAUCCGGAGAAUCCGAUGAACUGGGCUAUGGUGUCAAGGUGGAUUCAGAUUGUGCUUGUGAGCAUCUUGACGCUACAAGCAGCGGUCGCGUCGUCGAUGCCUGCCCCUGCCGUCCGAGAGAUUUUGAAGGACUUCAACGCGCCUGAUGGUGUGCUAUCCUCGCUCGUUGUCUCAAUCUUCAAUCUGGGCUUCGUCUUCGGUCCCGUACUAGCAGCGCCCAUGUCGGAGCUCUACGGACGAUAUCCAGCGUACAGCAUCUCGAACGUGCUCUUUCUCGCCUGCAAUGCCGCCUGUGCCGUCUCGCCAAAUCUCGGGGUUCUGCUGGUAUUCCGCUUCUUGAGCGGAUGUGCCGGUGCAGCCCCGCUGUCCAUCGGGGGCGGCACGAUCGCGGACGUCGCACCUCCAGCGCUGAGGGGCAGAGCGGUGUCGGUAUACUCUCUCGCGCCGCUCCUCGGACCAGUUCUGGGGCCUGCGGCGGGCGGCUUCUUGGCGGAGUAUGCUGGCUGGCGAUGGAUCUUUUGGGCGCUGUGCAUCAUGGUAGGUUGGCACGAGCUGUCUGUACAACAGGCAAAAGACAACGUCACUGACGAAGGCUUCGUAUCACAGGCCGGUGCUGUUGGACUCGCAAUGCUUCUGAUUCUGAGGGAAACCUCUGCAAAAGCUCUGCUCGAGAAACGAGCGCAAAAGACGAGAAAGCGUGCGGGAAAUCCCAGAUACACUUCGGUUCUAGACGACGGCGUCUCGCCCCAAAAGGCCUUCUCUCGGGCCAUCAAACGACCGCUGAGGCUCUUGAUACUUCAUCCCAUUGUGUUCUCUUUGUCUGCAUACUUUGCAGUCAUAUACGGAUAUUUGUACCUCUUUUUCACGACGGUAGCAAUGGUCUUCACUGAGAAGUACGGUUUCUCCGCAGGCUCUUCCGGCCUCACCUUCAUAGGUGUCGGGAUCGGUACAGUGACCGGCACCCUUAUUGUCUCUGUCUGGGGGGAUAAAGUAGCUACAUCACUAUCUCAGAAGCAUGCCGCCCGAAGACCGGAGUUUCGCCUUCCUUUGAUGGCGUAUGCUGUGCCGGUGAUACCAGCAGGGCUUCUGCUGUACGGUUGGACGGCAGAAAAGGGGGUGUUUUGGCUGGUGCCGAUGAUUGGAACUUUUAUUGUUGGGGUCGGGAUCUUGUUUGUGUUUGGCCCGUUGGCCUCGUAUCUGGUUGAUGCAUUUACUACGCACGCUGCGUCAGCUCUCGCCGCUUCGACAAUUUUUAGGAGCAUUUUUGGGGCCUUUCUUCCUCUCGCAGGACCCCCGUUAUACGACGCUCUGGGUUUGGGGUGGGGGAAUACGAUUCUUGCUGCUUUUGCUUUGCUUAUGGCUCCGAUACCCUGGGUGAUUAUGAAAAAAGGGGAGCUCAUCAGGGGCAAAUAUGCCCACCGUGUUUACUAG